Molecule: messenger RNA, 1467 nt
Organism: Hansenula ciferrii
Lineage: Eukaryota; Fungi; Ascomycota; Saccharomycetes; Phaffomycetales; Wickerhamomycetaceae
Product: putative transporter MCH2
Exons: 1
Coding region: 1-1467 (488 amino acids)
Biological process (GO): transmembrane transport
Molecular function (GO): transmembrane transporter activity
Source: RefSeq, a predicted model, not a curated record
AUGUCUAGUGCAAUAGACCCUGAAAUUAAAACGAGUUUUGAUAAUAAUGAUCAUGAAUUAGAUUCAUCAAAUAUGUCAAAUAAUUCACCAUCUCAACCUCAAGAUCCAGAUCCAGAAAAACAAUCACCAGUCCAAACAAAUAUAAUUGAAGUCCCUGAUGGUGGAUAUGGUUGGUUUAUCGUUAUUGCAGUUUUUUGUUUUAAUGUUGCAACAUGGGCAUCAAAUUCAGCAUUUGCCAUAUAUUUAGCCCAUUAUCUUAAGGAAAAUAAAUUUGAAGGUGCUACUAAAAUUGAUUAUGCAGCUAUUGGUGGUAUAGCAUUUGGUGUUGGAUUAUUUUGUGCCCCUGCUAUAAUUUAUUUCAUUGGUAUAACAGGUCCAAGAACUUGUAUUAUUGUUGGUGGGUGUUUCCAAUUUUCUGGUAUUAUGUUGGCAGCUUUUAGUACUAAAUUAUGGCAAUUAUAUUUAACCCAAGGUUUAUUAAUUAGUUAUGGAUUAGCAUUUGUUUGUAUUCCUGCAAAUAUUUUAUUACCUCAAUGGUUUAGAAAGAAAAGAUCAUUGGCUCAGGCACUUUCAGCUUCUGGAUCAGGUGCUGGUGGUGUUAUGUUUAAUUUAGCAAUGCAACAUAUAAUUGAAAUUAAAAGUGUUAAAUGGGCUUUAAUCACCCAGGCUAUUAUAUGUGCAGUUGUCACUGGUAUUGGAUGUGCUUUAACUCGUACAAGAAAUGAACAUGUUAAACCAACAUUCCAAUUUUAUGAUAUAGAAGUUAUUACAAAAUUUGGAUUUUGGAUAAUGAGUUUUUGGAUUGCAACUACAUUAUUAGGAUAUGUUGUUAUAUUAUAUAAUUUAGCAGAUUUUACAAGAUCUUUAGGUUAUUCUGGUUCACAAGGUUCAAUUGUUUCUUGUAUGAUUUCUGUUGGUGUUUUCUUUGGAAGACCUACAAUAGGUCAAUUAUCUGAUAAAUUUGGUGCAGUUUCUGUGGCUAUGUGGGCUCAUUUAUUAGUUGCCAUUUUUUGUUUUGGUAUGUGGAUUCCACUUCGUAAUUAUGCAAGUGCUAUAGCAUUUGCCAUUAUUGUUGGUAGUUUAAUGGGUACAAUUUGGGCAGUUUUGGGGACCAUAGUUUCAAGAAUUGUUGGAUUAAGGAAAUUAGCUACAACAUUAGGUUCCCUAUGGGUUAUUAUUGGUAUUUUCGGUACUGUAUCACCAUUAAUUGGUAUUCAAUUAAGAUCAUCACCUGGAGCAGGACAAGAAUAUUCACCAAUUCAAUAUCAACAUCCAGCAAUUUGGUGUGGUGUUUGUUAUUUUGCCGCUGCGAUGAGUCUUUGGAUUAUGAGAGGUUAUUUAAUUGCAAGAGAUGAAAUUGCAGAAGAACAAAAUAGUCAUAUGGAUAAUGGUGAAUUACAUAUAAAAGUUCCAUUUAAGAAAAUUUUUGGUAAAAUGUUUGUCUUAUCAAAAUUAAGAAAAGUUUAG